Molecule: messenger RNA, 7864 nt
Organism: Malaclemys terrapin pileata
Lineage: Eukaryota; Metazoa; Chordata; Testudines; Emydidae
Gene: SLC12A7
Product: solute carrier family 12 member 7
Exons: 23
Coding region: 97-3129 (1010 amino acids)
Biological process (GO): chemical synaptic transmission; chloride transmembrane transport; cell volume homeostasis
Cellular component (GO): membrane
Molecular function (GO): potassium:chloride symporter activity
Source: RefSeq, a predicted model, not a curated record
UCCCUGCCGGGGGAGGGAAUACGAGGCGCCGCCGCCAACGCCCCGUAGCUCCCGAGCUCUGAGCGCGGAGUCCCGGCGCUGCCCAGCCGGAAAACAAUGCCCACCAGUUUCACCGUAGUGCCAGUGGAGGGGCAGGAGCCGCAGCCCAGCCGGCCACUGGAGGACCCGAGCCAGCAGCUGGCGGAGUGCAGUUCCGGGGAGCCGGGAGAUGGGAUUCCGAAGGAAAGUAGCCCAUUUAUUAACAGUGCCGAGAUGGACAGAGGAAAUAUCUAUGAAGGGAAAAAUAUGGCUCUCUUUGAGGAAGAAAUGGAUAGCAACCCCAUGGUAUCAUCUCUUCUUAAUAAGCUAGCAAAUUAUACCAAUCUGACUCAGGGAGUGGUAGAACAUGAAGCAGAUGAAGACAGCAAACGAAAAGAAAUCAAGGCUCCACGAAUGGGUACUUUUAUUGGUGUGUACCUUCCCUGCUUGCAAAACAUUUUAGGAGUCAUUCUUUUCCUACGUUUGACGUGGAUCGUUGGAACAUCUGGAGUUCUUGAAUCUUUCAUCAUUGUGUUCAUGUGCUGUGCUUGUACUAUGCUGACUGCAAUUUCAAUGAGCGCAAUAGCAACAAAUGGCGUAGUUCCAGCUGGUGGCUCUUACUACAUGAUUUCAAGAUCUUUAGGGCCAGAGUUUGGCGGAGCAGUGGGACUCUGUUUUUACUUGGGUACAACUUUUGCAGGAGCUAUGUAUAUUCUUGGUACCAUUGAAAUUUUGUUGGCAUAUAUUUCUCCCAGUGCUGCUAUAUUUAAAGCAGAAGAUGCUGAUGGAGAAACAGAGGCCAUGUUAAACAACAUGAGAGUUUACGGGACGUGUACUGUUGCUCUGAUGGCCAUAGUAGUCUUUGUAGGAGUUAAAUAUGUCAACAAACUUGCACUGGUCUUCCUAUCUUGUGUGAUUCUUUCCAUCUUUGCCAUUUAUGCUGGCGUUAUUAAAACUGCUUUUGACCCACCAGACUUUCCUAUUUGUCUUCUUGGAAACCGUACAUUGUCAAGACGCAACUUUGAUAUUUGUGCCAAAUUUAUUGAGGUAAACAAUGAAACAAUGACAACGAAGCUGUGGAGUCUCUUCUGUGAUAAUCCGUCGCUCAAUGCCACAUGUGAUGAAUACUUUAACCUAAAUAACGUGACAGAAAUUCAAGGGAUUCCUGGAAUUGCUAGUGGAGUUCUAAUUGAUAACCUGUGGAGUGCCUAUACAGACAAAGGAUCAAUUAUUGAAAAAAAAGGUCACCCAUCAGUUACUGGAACAGAAGAGACAAAAGUUGGAGGACUCCCAUAUGUUUUUACAGACAUUAUGACCUACUUCACAAUGCUAGUAGGGAUUUAUUUCCCGUCUGUGACAGGUAUUAUGGCAGGAUCAAACAGAUCUGGAGAUCUUAGGGAUGCUCAGAAAUCUAUUCCUACUGGAACAAUUUUGGCUAUUUCAACUACAUCCUUUAUCUAUCUAUCCUGCAUUGUAUUGUUUGGUGCAUGUAUAGAAGGUGUGAUAUUAAGAGAUAAGUUUGGAGAAGCAGUUAAUGGAAACCUAGUGAUUGGUACAUUGGCAUGGCCUUCUCCAUGGGUAAUUGUAAUUGGUUCAUUCUUCUCUACAUGUGGUGCUGGUCUACAGAGUCUUACUGGUGCACCCCGGCUGUUGCAGGCUAUUGCAAGAGAUGGCAUAAUACCAUUUCUUCAAGUAUUUGGUCAUGGAAAAGCAAAUGGUGAACCAACCUGGGCAUUACUUCUCACUGCUUUUAUUUGUGAGAUAGGAAUUCUCAUAGCUUCACUGGAUAGCGUAGCACCAAUUCUUUCAAUGUUUUUCCUAAUGUGCUAUAUGUUUGUGAACUUGGCCUGUGCAGUGCAGACUCUUUUAUGCACUCCAAACUGGAGACCUCGUUUCAAGUACUACCAUUGGGCCCUUUCAUUCCUGGGGAUGAGUUUAUGUUUUGCCUUGAUGUUCAUUUGCUCUUGGUACUAUGCUUUGAUUGCCAUGCUAAUUGCAGGAUGUAUUUACAAGUACAUAGAAUAUAGAGGAGCUGAAAAAGAGUGGGGUGAUGGAAUCAGGGGGUUAUCUUUGAAUGCAGCUCGCUACGCUUUACUUCGGGUUGAACAUGGUCCUCCUCACACGAAAAACUGGAGACCUCAAGUCUUGGUUUUGUUGAAUUUGGACUCGGAACAGAUGGUUAAACACCCUAGAUUGCUUUCUUUCACCUCUCAGUUGAAGGCUGGUAAAGGAUUGACUAUUGUGGGCUCUGUACUACAGGGAAUCUACUUGGACAAAUACAUAGAAGCUCAAAAAGCUGAAGAGAAUAUUAAAUCCUUAAUGGGGGUAGAAAAGACCAAAGGAUUUUGCCAAAUUGUGGUAUCUCCCAGUUUUAGAGAUGGAAUGUCCCAUUUGAUUCAGUCUGCUGGUCUGGGAGGGAUGACGCAUAAUACAGUCCUGAUGGCCUGGCCACAGUCAUGGAAACAGACCGAUAAUCCUUUCUCAUGGAAAAAUUUUGUUGAUACAGUCCGAGAAACAACAGCGGCACAACAAGCUCUACUGGUCGCUAAAAACAUUGAUUUGUUUCCAACAAAUCAAGAGCGCUUUUCUGAAGGGAACGUAGAUGUGUGGUGGAUUGUUCAUGAUGGUGGCAUGCUGAUGUUGCUUCCUUUCCUGCUUCGACAGCACAAGGUGUGGAGAAAAUGCAAAAUGCGUAUCUUCACUGUUGCCCAAAUGGAUGACAACAGUAUUCAAAUGAAAAAGGAUCUUCAGAUGUUUUUGUAUCAUCUUCGACUUAAUGCUGAGGUGGAGGUUGUUGAAAUGUUUGAAAAUGAUAUUUCAGCAUUCACAUAUGAGAAGACUCUUAUGAUGGAGCAGAGAUCUCAGAUGUUAAAACAGAUGCAGCUGUCUAAGAAUGAAAGGGAAAGAGAGGCUCAGUUAAUCCAUGACCGAAACACUGCAUCCCAUUCAGCAGUAGUUGUUAAGUGUGAUGCUGCUGCUGCUACACCUGAAAAAGUGCAAAUGACCUGGACUAAAGAAAAGUUUAUAGCUGAAAAGCACAAAAAUAGAGAAACAAAUAUAACAGGUUUUAAAGAUAUCUUCAACAUGAAGCCAGAGUGGGGAAAUCUGUAAGUCAAAUCUGUUUUAAUUUAGGCUGUGUUCCCUGGUUCUUGUGUAUUAUUAUUGCAUGUUUCCUUUAAAGCAGUUGCUUCCCAUGAUUUAUAGUAUGCAUAUUGUGCACAUAUUGUGAUUUGGCAUGUGAAUAUAAUUAGCAUAGUAUUUCCUGUCACCUUUUUCUGUUUUAGUUCCUAAACCUCACCAGUUUUUCAUUUCAGAGUAAUUCAUAGUAUACAUAUAAGUUUCUCAAAAAUGAUGGUCAAUAUAGUCAAUUGCAAAAUCUUUCAUUAAAAUCUGACAGUAUUUGGUUGCAAAAUAAGUGACCUUCAUUUUUUCUAAUUAUCUUCUUAAAACAUUGAAUGUAUGUAUAAAAAUUUUAAUUCUGAUUAUGGUACUGUUUGGCACUGUGGGCUGAAAAAAAUGAGACUGAAACUUGUUAAAAAAUUGUAUUAUUCAAAAAGCCUCCAUUUCCCAAUUGGUAAACUGUAGAUUUCCUCCUGCAAUGUAAUCCCCCCACCCCCACACACACACCCUUCAUUUGGGCUAUAGGGAGCAAAUAAAUUUACCAACGGAUUCAUAAAACCAGAUCAUGUCCAGAGGGAGUUUAUCCACCCUGAUGGAGCCACUAGAAGUACUCUACUUUUCCUCUUCUCUCCAUUCUUGGGUUUUCUCUGUUUUGACAGAAGUGCUAAAGGACAGCUUCCACCGUACACAGAAUUCUGUCUUUUGUUGCUCCAUCUCUAUGAUCUUUGAUUUCUCUCUUUGUCAUUUUCUAGCUACCGUAAUUACUUCCACAGAAUUGUAAUCCUUCAGGUUAAAAAAAAUCUGUAUUCAAAUUAAUCUUGUUAUUAUUAGUUUGAUAGCAGCCAAAAAUGUGUUAGGCUCUUCAUAGAAAAAGUAAUCUUUGCCCCCAAGAUCCUGCAAUCUAAAUUUAAACAUUAUACAAUCAAUGAGCAUGGCAAACAGGUAGGGAAGGAACAGGGUAAAUAGUUAAUAGAUAUUGCUGCCUGCUUCUUGGUAAAUAAGCAGGCAUUAUCUCCCGUAAAUGUAAACAAACUUGUUUGUCUUAGCGAUCGGCUGAACUACAGGUAGGAAUGAGUGGACUUGUAGGCUCUGAAUUUUCACAUUGUUUUCCUUUUGAGUGAAUUUAUAUAAAAUAAAUUCUACAUUUGUAAGUUGUGCUUUCAUGAUAGAGAUUGCACUGUAGUGAUUGGAUGAGGUGAACUGAAAAAUACUAUUACUUUUGUUUAUCUUUUUUACAGUGCAAACAUUUGUAACAAAAAAUAAUAAUAUAAAGUGAGCACUGUACACUGUAUUCUGUAUUGUAAUUGAAAUCAAUAUAUUUGAAAAUGUAGAAAAACAUCCACAAUAUUUAUAAUUAAUUUAAAUUGGUAUUCUAUUAUUGUUUAAUCAUGAGAUUAAAACUGUGAUUAAUUGCGACUAUUUUUUAAUUUAGUUAAUUUGUUUUGCAUUAAUCGCUUGAGUUAACUGCAAUUAAUUGACAGCCCUUGUAAAUAUGCCUGAUAGUUACAGGCAUAAAAUCAUGUGAGUUAUUUGGAUUUUAACUUUAUUUCCAAAGCCACAAACCUUGGAAUUAUACAUCUCCCUUUUUUAUUAAUCUGCCUAUCACCACUGGCAAUAUAUUGCCAUAAUUUCUCCUUACUUUGAGACUGUUUCUGUUCUAAUCCUCAUUCAUGCCUUAAUCCAUUCCUAACUAAAUCCAUCAUUUACUUGUACAGUCUUCUCACAUCAUUAUGCUUUAAACUAAAGGGAUUCCCAAAAGUUGAGUCCAACCUACAGUAGAACCUCAGACUUAUGAACACUUCGAGAAUGGAGGUUGUUCAUAACUCUGAACUGUUCGUAACUCUGAACAAAAUGUUAUGGUUGUUCUUUCAAAAGUUUACAACUGAAGAUUAACUUAAUACAGCUUUGAAACUUUACUAUAAGAAGAAAAAGGUUGCUUUCCCUUUAUUUUUUAGUAGUUUGUUUAACACAGUAUUGUACUGUAUUUGCUGUGUGUGUGUGUGUGUGUGUGUGUGUGUGCGCGCGCGCGCAGUGCUACCUGAUUACAUACUUCCAGUUCCAAAUGAGGUGUGUGGUUGACUGGUCAGUUCAUAAUUCUAGUGUUCUUAACUCUGAGGUUCUACUGUAUUUUCUUGUUCCAGAAAGUGCCAGUCAUCUGUCAUCUUCACUGAGUUCCUAUCCAACAACUUCUCCAAUUAAUAAUUUCUUCAUAUUAGAUAUCCCUUUUAUAGGAAACCGUAUGUGUUGGAUGAGAAAUUCAGUUCUCAGAAUUUUGCUGUAAUUUGAAGGCAUGUGAGGGGAGGGUCACUUGGAAUUGGCUUGGGGUUUGGCUCUCUAAACCUAUGCAUUUUGGAUAAAUGCAUAGGCCCUCUGCCUCAACACUUCCACCCACAGCUUUUGAAGGAAUCAUGCUAUUGUGGGCUCUCCCACUGUCUGCUGCCCCCAAGAGGUAGGGUUCACUGGCCAAUAAUCAAUGUUGCCAAUUCUUCUGAUAUUUGAUAUCUUCCUUAAAGCACCAGGGCCUGAAAUAUUGUGAUUAAAUGAGAAUUUCAACUUUAAUGUAAAGAAAAGCUUUAAAAUAUUAACCCUACUGCUCAAAAACCAGAAGGCAAAUAACUCAACUUUAUUUUUAUGUUUUUAUUCAUGUUUAAGCCAAACUUGGGGUUUUUUGGGGGGGGGGAGGAGACAGUGAUUUUUGACUAUUUGAAGGAACACUGGAACAUGAAGAAAGGAAAACAAACCGAAGGAAAUAGAGGACAAAGUGAGGAAUGAACAAUUUCUUGCCUUAUUUUAUUUCUGUUACCAGCUUUCCCCUUCUUUCUUAAUUAGUGGGACUGUGUCUCAUGUCUAGAAUUUGGUAACAGUCCAGAGUUGCUGGGGAUAGCCCUGCCCUCACUUCAGACCACCUGAAAUUCUGCCUGUGGCAACUGAACAUGUUUCCUUUGAUCAUUUUAUUUUACACUUUAAUUUAAUUUAAUUUUUUUUGCAGUAGUGAUCUCAUUUCAACUUCUAGUUCCUCUUGCUGUCCUCAGCUGAGGAAUCACAGGAAUGUUGAGCCUAUAACUCUCUAGAUCCCUAUAGGACCCCUCUUAGUGGGCAGUCCCUUUUCCUUCUUUUACUCCCCCUCUCUCACCCCUAAGCCUAGUCCGAGAUAUGCUGUAUUUAUAAGGUAGUUUUUCUGGAGUCUCAGAGAGUGAGCUAUGGCUUUCUUUUUCUUGCCAGACAACCCUCACUCUGCCAGGGCAUUGAGUCAAAUGAGCAUGCCAGGGCCUCAUCACCCAGAUGCAACUCUGCUAUUAAAACUACAAUGUUAAAUAAAAACAUAUGGGAACUAGCAUAGGUCAGCACAGCAGUAACCCAUAAAUAAAUAUAUGGAGAUAUACCUAGCUCAUAGAGCUGGAAAGGACCCUGAGAGGUCAUUGAGUUGAGUCCAGCCCCCUGUCUGCACUAGGAGGGCCAAGGACCGAUUUUGCCCCAGAUCCCUAAGUGGGCCUCUCAAGGAUUGAACUCACAACUCUGGGUUUAGCAGGCCAAUGCUCAAACCACUGAGCUAUCCCUCUCCCUCAUUAAGUUAUCCCUCCCCCAUUGAAAGACAUCAUCACUGCUUGAGAAGGGAGUUUCCUUCCAAAAGAUCCCACAUACCAUGAAAGAGGUCUGCAUAGAAUUUCAAAGCUUCAGCUGUGGCCAUUUAGAUGACAGUUAUCCCUGUCAUUUGUAAGCAAAAUGUAAGCACUUCUUUUGUGGCUGGUGGGAGCAGAAGUGAUAUCUGUUUAUGUGGGAAAUCAAAGAGCUUAGAGGGAGUCACUGAGCAGCACAGUGGGAGUCACUCAAAAUAUCUAAUAAUUUUUACUGAAGCCAGGACAAAACUGAUUUCAAUAGGACCACUCAGAAAAAUGAGACAACUCUACAAUACCCAAGACACCCUGAUAAAUUCUGAUAUCUGGUCAUUGUAUCUAUUAUGCCCAUUUCUAUAUCUUUUCACACCAGUGAACUCGGAAGCCUGUCUGUAUAAUUUAUUUCUAGAGACAGAGACGAACAACAAGGAGAAAAAAUGUCAUAAAAAAACAUUGUGAGAUGAUGAAUUAAAAGAAUGACUGGCGGUGCCUUUGGGUGUUAUUGCCAACAACUAACCACUUGGCUACUUUCUCAUAUAGUUUCCCAUUAUGAACUGAAUUUUGUUCAAAGAUUUUAUAGUAUGACUAGUUUAACUUAUGCUGGGAUUUUCAAAGGAACUUAAAGGAAAUCCCACUGUGUCUGCAUAGUCUUGCUACAGUGCAUUUAGAAAUGCUAUAGCAAAGAUUGUGUCUGAAUUUCCAUUAUAAAUCCCUGUUUUGCAUUCUUCCCUCAAUUAUAUUUCUAGGCCUCUCUAUCAAUCUAUAUCCACCCCUUGGCUUAAAUUUCACUUAUAAGGAAAUUAUCCUGAAAGCAGUACUUGUGUUUAGAUUUUAUCUUAUUUUGAAGGAAAGUAUUACCAAUUUUAAGUUAAAAAUUAUAGCUCCUCUUUCAUAAACCAUCAAAAUUGGACUUUAUUUUUAAUAAAUGAGUAACUAUAAUUAUAGAAGUUAAGCUGUACUGAGAUCUAAGUUUAACCCUCUUAAGCAUCUCCUUCUAUCACAAGUAUUACAUUUUCAGGUAAUUAUCAUCAUUCAUAAAUUUAUUUAUGGUAUACAGAUUAAAAUAGUUAUUGGUUACAAUAAUAUCUUUACUUUAAAAAAGUUUGUUUAUG